Molecule: messenger RNA, 5811 nt
Organism: Dromaius novaehollandiae (emu)
Lineage: Eukaryota; Metazoa; Chordata; Aves; Casuariiformes; Dromaiidae
Gene: DPY19L3
Product: dpy-19 like C-mannosyltransferase 3
Exons: 19
Coding region: 291-2462 (723 amino acids)
Cellular component (GO): nuclear inner membrane
Molecular function (GO): mannosyltransferase activity
Source: RefSeq, a predicted model, not a curated record
CGAGCGGCUCCUCCCCGCCGCGCGAGCGGCCUCCCCCGCGCCAGGCGUAGGCUGCCGCCAGCGCCGCGCCCCGCUCCGCCGCCGCGCAGCCCCGCGCCGCGGCUGCCUCGGCCUCCGCCUCGGCUCCGCCGCCCCGCGCCGCUCCCGCAGCGGCCAGCAAAGGGCGCCGCCGCCUCCCCUCCUCCUCCUCCUCCUCCUCCCGUCACGGCAGGGCCCGCGCACGCAGCGCCGCCGCCCCGCAGCGACCGCGGCCUCGGAGCGCCGGCAGGAGCUGGACUGAAGAAUAAUGAAUGGAAGUGACUGACAUCAUGACGACCCUCAGACAGAGAAGGGGUGGAAGACCCGCAGAAGCAGCUGAAGAACAGCCUUCAGAGGAGAAGAACGUGAAGCCUGACGGAAAAAUUCAGUCUGAUCAUACAGGUGGAAAGCUGUGGAACAUACUUUCACUAACAGUUGGUGGGAUUGUUGCCGUCUGUCUUGGGCUUCUUACUUCUGUUUAUGUUGCUACACUGCAUGAAAAUGACCUCUGGUUUUCCAAUAUUAAGGAAGUAGAAAGAGAAAUUUCGUUCAGAACAGAAUGUGGACUCUAUUAUUCCUACUACAAACAGAUGGUUCAGGCUGCAUCCAUCCAGCAAGGUUUACAUGGUUUAGUAUAUGACAAUAAAACUGAAUCUGUGAGGACAAUUAACAUACUUGAAAGAAUGAAUGUUUACCAGGAGGUGUUUCUCAGCAUUCUAUAUAGGAUUCUUCCAAUUCAGCAAUACUUAGAGCCUGUUUAUUUUUAUAUCUACACUUUGUUUGGACUUCAGGCAGUUUAUGUCAUUGCUCUGUAUGUAACAAGCUGGCUUCUUAGUGGAACGUGGCUUUCAGGGUUGUUGGCAGCUUUCUGGUAUAUUACAAACAGAAUAGAUACUACAAGAGUAGAAUUCACCAUUCCUUUAAGAGAGAACUGGGCACUACCGUUCUUUGCAGUUCAAAUAGCAGCCAUCACAUACCUACUUAGGACUCAUUUACAGCCUGCUCACGAAAGACUGACACUUCUGGCUGUAUUCAUAGCAACCCUCCUCUUUAGCCUGACUUGGCAAUUUAAUCAGUUUAUGAUGCUAAUACAGGCACUGGUAUUAUUCAUACUGGACUGCUUUGACAUGCUUCCCACAGCAAAGGUUACGAGGCUCUAUAUCAUUCAAGUUUCUGGAUUACUGCUAGUCUGUGUCCUGCAGUUCUUUAAUUCUAUGAUUCUUGGAUCAUUACUUAUCAGUUUUAAUGCUUCUGUCUUGAUAGCAAGGACAAUUCAGAAAAAUCUAAAAAAGGGAGGCUUGCUUAAUAGGCUUGGGAAACUUUUCCUCCAUGUACUAUUCGUCUCAUGCUUGACUCUUCUAGUAAACAAACUCAUCAAGAAAAUUCUAAAUCUUGAGUCAGAUGAACAUAUAUUCAAAUUCCUGAAAGCAAAAUUUGGAUUUGGGGCAACAAGAGAUUUUGAUGCUAACCUGUAUCUUUGUGAAGAAGCUUUUGGUUUACUACCAUUAAAUACUUUUUCAAGACUCUCGGAUACAUUACUUUUUUACGUCUACAUAUUUGUUCUCUUCCCUAUGACAGUAGCAGCUGCAAUUGUUGCCUUUCGGAACCUCAGUGGUUCAACUAAAGUUGGAAAAUUCGUGGAAAAAAUGGAAGACUGGACAAUAGCACUGAAGCCUGGGGCUGCUUACAACUUAAUUCACACAGUUCUUUUUGGAUGUUUGGCAUUAAGCACAAUGAGAAUGAAGUACCUCUGGACAUCCCACAUGUGUGUUUUUGCAUCUUUUGGUCUGUGUAGUACAGAAGUAUGGGGACUUAUCCUGAAAUGUGUUCGUCUCUACACAUCACAAAGGACGUGUGUGAUUAGAUAUUCUCUACCAAUAAUUACAUUACUGUACAUUUCAUAUAAGUUCUGGCCAGGAAUAAUGGAUGAACUGUCAGAGCUGAGAGAGUUCUAUGACCCAGACACUGUGGAGCUGAUGAACUGGAUUAAGUCAAACACUCCAAACACAGCAGUGUUUGCUGGGAGCAUGCAGCUACUAGCAGGAGUCAAACUGUGCACUGGACGGAUCUUAACUAAUCAUCCCCAUUAUGAAGAUAAGAAUCUGAGAGAGAGAACAAAACAGAUUUAUCAGAUCUAUGCCAAGAGAUCUCCUGAAGAUGUUUACAAAAUACUACGAUCCUUUGGCACGGACUAUGUGAUCCUAGAAGACAGUAUAUGUUACGAAAGAAGACAUAGUAGAGGCUGCCGGUUACGUGACCUGCUUGAUAUAGCUAAUGGUCAUAUCAUGGAUGGUUUGGGAGAGAAUGAACCUGAUUUGAAACCUUCGUUGUAUCCUCGCUUCUGUGAGGAAAUUAAAAAAAACCUGCCUUCUUAUACCGUACACUUCACUAGAGUGUUUCAAAACAAAACAUUCCAUGUUUACAAACUUGCUAAACAUAAAUAACAUUUCUAGCAAUGGCUUCAAGUUCAGUAUUUUAAUGCUAGAGCCCACAUUAGAAGAUGCAGAAGAAGUUUACAAACAUGUUACAUUUGUAAUACAUUUUACAUUAAUGGUUUCUUGUUUAAUUACUUUUUUUAAGGAAAAAAACCAGCCUUGUUUUGAUAACAUUCUUGAUGUUGCCAAAAUUUUCAUAGAUUCAUAAAUAAAUGCUAGCAGGGACCAUUUUGGUUAUCAAGUCUGACCUUCUGAACACCUAGGAUAUACAUUUUUUCUAUUUUUAACCAACCAAAAGACAUGAAAUGAGCAGCCUGCAUGACCACUGCAGAAUAGCUAAGCUAUGAAGUUCUGCUCAGGGUUUUGGAUUUUUACUAUAAAAAUGAUAGAAAUUCCAUGAAAGCAGGCCAUGCUACUCCAUUACUAAGUAUGCAUUGUCUUUGUGAACCAUUAAAAUAACAGCAGUAUUGGGUUCAGUCUUACAGUCUGAUCCUUUCUGACCAACCUUUAUGCUCUUUCAGUGCCUCUUUUUUGAAUUCGUUCGGGCUGUAUGUGGACAUGAGUUUCCAAGUUUAUGAGUACGUUUGCAGAAUCAGUGAGUGCAGAAUCAGCAAACAAGUUUAAAGAAUAAAACUUUAAUGAUUGUACAGCAUUUUUUUAGUGAUACAGAAACAUGCUGUUUUGUAAUGUUAAGCAUUUAAUGAUGGAGUGUUAUGUAUUUCUAGUGAGAGUUAAGGUUGGAGCAUGCUUUUGAUACAUGUUGCAUGUUUGUAUCCUCUUACAAUGCUCAGGACAAACAAAGAACAAAUUUCUCCGCUUGGAUUCUCACAACGCUAUUUUCUGUAUUUGCUUUCCAAACGGCAGGGGAUCCCUUUCACCCCACACGUAUUCCAGAAGUAGGAUACCCGAAUAGAGCACUGCCAGCCUUACAAGAGAAACAUUCAUCUCUCAAACUGGCAGGAAAUUUAGGUGUUUAAAAUACAUUCAGGUACUAGAGCUUUGCUUUACAGUAUUUUAGAUACAAAGCUACGUUUUUAGCACACUAAAAACUGUCAUUAUGUCCUUGCCCCUUAUCCUAAAAAAUAGAUUACAGGGUUCUUUCUGAAUUGAAUGGGAAGAGUAAGUGAAGGCAGGCCUCAGUCUCCGAGAACUUUGUGAUUUGUUUGUAGCCUUUGUCUUUUUUCCAGGCUACAACUUUGUGAAUUUUAUUGACUUUUUAAAUGCUAUGUAGAUAACAUCUCACUUUUACUGUAAUUUAGUGCUAUUUUGGUUUUAUGUUGAAAUUAGAGAUUAAGUCUGACAAAGUCUAAGAGUACUCUCCAACCUUAAUUAGAUAUCUACUAGGAUCAUUUGUUUCUCAUGAGAAACAAAGUUGUAAUAAUCAAGUGCCUCUAGGCCAAUGUUGAAUUAACAUUUGAACACCUAUUAGAGUGUUUGUGGCCUGUGCAAAUAACUCAGUUACAAUAAUUACCACUGCAAUUAAUUUCUAAUGAUGAGAAACUUAAAGUGCUACUGAUAGCAAACUCCACAUUUAAUUUAAUCAAGAUGUGUAAUGAGAUUAACUUUCACAACUGAGCUGUGUUCCAAUUCCAGAUGAUUUAAAUGUUUUCCCUUUUCAGUUGCAGUCAGGUAAAUUACUGAAGAGAUGGGAGACAGUUACGUCACAUGCUCAAACAAUUUUAUAUUCAGUAAAUACUCGUUAAACAACAUUCAACAUUUUCCUGCACUUUCAUGCUAACACAAAAGGAAAGCGUGCUUUAAUCAGACUGCAUUUAAAUCAAACAUUGACAGUAGCUAGAUUGUUAAACUGAGCAACUGAAACUCCUGAAUAAUUUCUAUGCUGUAUCCCUUAAUGAGGUUGGGGACCACUGCAGUUUAACAUAAUACAAUAAUAAAACAUUUUAAUCAGUAUUAAAACUUUAAUUAGGCCUGUAAUGAUGCAUGCCAGUACUUGCUGAGAGCAUGGGUCAGUGAAUUCCUCAAUGAGUGCCUUACAGUAAUUGAAAACAAGCACAUGUAAGGUAAAGUACCUCUAGGCUGUAUUGUCUUUCUGUAAAAUGUGGUUGUGUCUUUCUUUAAAGGUGCAUUAACUUUCUUCCAAUUGGAAACUAAGUCCUGACCAUAACAGUAGUUAUUUUUAAACAGAGUAGAUGUUUUUCUUCAGCAGAGUCUCUAUUAUUGCCAAAACAGAAAUUUAAGCUUUUUGUAGAAACUACAGAGUGAAAAAAAAUUACAGAGGAGAACCUAAGAUAGCUUUUUUUCUUUGGAAAGCAUUAAAUACACAGCUGUUGUGAUCCAGAACUACCACAGUAGCAUAGUAUCUCCUUGGAACACAAAUACCCCCAUAAAACAGCAUAGUAGAAAUUUGAGAUGUUAGAUUCACAGUAUUUUUGAAAUUGUUUUAGCUUCUGCAGUUAGCAGUCACUAAGGCCUCCAUAGCUUAUGACACUCUUAAACAAUUCCAACCAUUCCAGUAUCUGAAAUUUUUCAUUUUAAAUGGAGAGACAUAUUUCAGUGACUAAUUAGUGCAACCUUCAGAAGGCUAAUCUCCAUAAAACAGAAAAUGCCAAGAGCAGAGCACUCACCAGCUCAGCAGAGGGAAGGUGCUCUCCAGGACAGUGACCCCCAGCAGCAGCAGCUGUGUCUCUGCCCCUGAUUUAAGGGCUUGGCUCCAGCACAGGGCCUGCUGGGGAAGGCUGCAGCGGCGGUGAGUAGUCAGCCUCCACUAAGGUGCUGAGCUGCGUGGUAAAAAGGGCUGCGUUUCCUGUCCCUAGGGCUUGGGUGUAAGGGUCUUUGAGACUUCUGGGAGAUAUGUGAUGUUUUAUUUGUUUGAGAAUUAUUUUCUCUGCUUCCUGUGUCUUUCUACAAUACAUGUUCAUUGCAUUAAAACUGUGUAAUUUUUUGUAAAAACUUCUGCCUACACUGGAACUAUGUCAUCCCAAUGCAUCUUAUUUCCAAGUGGCUGCUGUUCCAUCAUACUAAGUAUGAUCUACCCCCGUGACCAACACCUGUGGCUGUGCACUUACAGCAAUCCUACAAGUAACUAACUAUGUGAAUGACACCAUUGUGAUUUCUGCAAUAUGUUAUGUAUCAUCUGCAAGGACUUUUAAGUUGUGCGUUAUCAGUGGAAUUGUAGGUGUGAAGGACUUUUUUAGAUCGCAGAGCCAAAAUGUUAGCAAAAGUAGCCAGAAUGUUUUAGAGGAGAGAAAAGCCUUUGAGAUCCAUAAUUAUAUUUUCAUUUCUUGUUUCAAUAUUCUGCUGGUGAAAUCUAACAUACAACUAUUUUAUAAUAUGUUGUUGUACAGAGAUGUAAUGACUAUUGUAUACUAAAUAAACUUGUGUCACUGGAAAAUCAAAA